AUGACCGCAGCCGCGAUUAUGACAGGGAUAGGCCACGGCAUCCUCUGCGACGUUGGGAGUUGGAUAGGGACAGGGACAGGGACCCGAGGUAUGGAGGUCGUUACUCGGACUAUCGAAGAGAUAGAUCGCCCCCGCGACGUGGCCCUCCACCGCGACGGUAUGGCGGUUAUUCCCCACGAAGGCGUUCAAGAUCCCGGACACGCUCUCCUCGCCGCCGUUCACGAUCUCCAGGCCCUCGGCGCGGUCCGCCUUCUCGGUCGCCACCUGGAAGAGGUUAUUACUCACGACGACCUCUCAGGUCUCGCUCCCCCCCACCUUUCCGACGAAGAGGCGGGUCUCGCACACCACGAACCAGGUCGCCUAUACGGAGACGGUCGCGCUCGAGGACACGCUCAAGGAGCCCCUACAGAGGAUCUCGACCGUCUCCGUCUCCUGCAAGGUCUGUUCGCCUGGGUAACCAUUCCAUUGGCGGUUCCAGACAUGUAUCGCCUCGACCUUACGAAGAAAAGAGGCGUACUGUUGAAUCGGAAGGUCGAUUCUGACAAGAAGCCACAAGAACCCGUGGUCAACGUGGAGGCGACUCAAGAUGCCGUUAUGAAGGAGGAGGAAGUCCCUCAAGAUUCACCGCAAUCGCCUAGCCCUCCUCCGGCGGACGAUGCGAAAAUGGAAGAGGACCCACCUACUGCACCUCAGGUCGGAGAAGUCGUCGCUGCGUCUGAUCCACCUCAGAAACAGCGCUCAACGACUCCUGCUCCUGCUCCUGGACCGCCUCGACCUUCUACUACAGAAUCUGCCGCAACAUCGCCUUGCCGUCUAUCUGCUGCUGAAACGAAAUCGCCUAUGUCUCGCAGGCAAGACCGACCUUCUCCAAUCCCACCGCAUGUCAAGGCCGAAGAGAAACUUUCCCUUCGCUCUCUAAAAGUGGAUCAUGCGGGACUCCCCCCCAUUCCUCCUCCAUCAGCCUCACACCGCUCUCCCAUACAUUUCAAACCGACAGCUCACUCACCACUUGCCACCCCAAAGUACGAAGGUCAAUCGCCUCGCUCUCAACAUUCGCAACAGUCCUAUCAGGCCCCAGCAGCGUCGUCGCAUUCCAGAGAAGAGCAUAAACGCGAGUCAAGCACGCCUCAGUCUCCUGAUGUGGUCAUGGCGGAUUCAACACCUCAUUCUCAACAAACACACGACAAGUCUUCGCAUCCUAUCCCGCCCCCGCCUCAACGGACUGGGAUCCCGACGGGCCCUAGGGCUCACGGGUAUAAAGAUUAUAGUAUACCUGCGGGUCCGGCAGCAACCCAUCCUCGUGGCCAUCCACCCACUGGUCCAGCAGCCCAACAACCACCUAGCGGGCCUUCGAACCGUCUCCCUACGCCUCAAGGAACGAAAGGUCCCAAUUGGUCGGGUGGGCCGGGAAGUAACCGACAUUCCAGUGAUACUAUGGUCAAGACCGUUCAGGACAAGGUAGAUGAAUUGUGCGGUGUUGGACGACCAAGGGUCGCGAAUUACCCUCUUGCGAGCGAGAUUCAAACGCAGGUCGAAACCCGCAUGCUCCGUGAAACGAAAUACUAUGAAACCACGAGUAUAGCGUAUCCAGCUUUGUGGGAGUUGGAACUCGCAAUGCUUGAUCUACACACCAGCGAGCUACGGAGAAAGGCGGCAUCGAGCCAGCUGGAUAAAGCUAUGUUUGGUGCUCUGGGCAUCGAUUAUGUUUCCGAGGGGCUUACAUUGUCGUCAUCAAGCGCGUUGCAAGCUCCACCAAUGGUUGCUUCAACUUCAACGUUGUCUACAUCCUAG
Molecule: messenger RNA, 1791 nt
Organism: Coprinopsis cinerea okayama7#130
Lineage: Eukaryota; Fungi; Basidiomycota; Agaricomycetes; Agaricales; Psathyrellaceae
Exons: 4
Coding region: 1-1791 (596 amino acids)
Source: RefSeq, a predicted model, not a curated record